AUGGGUGUUUUCACGUACGAAUCCGAGUUCAUCUCCGUCAUCCCCACCCCCAGGUUGUACAAUGCCUUUGUUCUUGAUGCUGACAACCUCAUCCCCAAGAUUGCACCAGAGGCAGUGAAGAGCACUGAGAUCCUUGAAGGAGAUGGCGGAGUUGGAACCAUUAAGAAGAUCAACUUCGGUGAAGGUAGCAUAUACAGCUAUGUCAAGCACAAAAUCGAUGGAGUUGACAAGGACAACUUUUUGUACAAGUAUAGUGUCUUUGAGGAAGAUGCUAUAUCCGAAACAAUUGAGAAAAUCUGUUACAAGACUAGUUGGUGGCUUUCAGCAGCGGUUGCGGAAUCAAGAGAAGGCCUCCCAUCUCUUCAAGCUGAUUGAGAACUGCCUCUUGGAGCACUAGGAUGCCUACAACUAAACAUUGUCUGCUGCUGCAUUCAUGUGUUAUUCAGUAUCGUGUCAUCUUUUCCAUCAAAUAUUGGUGUGAUUUUAAUCUUUUUUUUUUUAUAUAUUUUUCCCAAUCUAAAACAAUGUUUGGCUUGUAUGUAAUUGAAGGUUUUGAUUGAAGAGUAAAUGUUGUAUUUCCUUUCAUUAGCAAUAAACUAAAAAUUAAUGGAUCUAAUUAUUCCUGUAAGGUUUUUUUUAUUUUUUAUUCUUUUCUAUUUUUAAUGCAAAUUUGUAGUUACGAAUGUUAAGUUCCAUUUUCCUAACUACUUUAAUUUACUUAACCGAUGGGAAGCGACAUUUCAAUUACCAGCAAAUCAUAAUAAUUGAAUAACAUCUGAACCUCUCCCUCAUAAUACCCUUAAGUGAUG
Molecule: messenger RNA, 809 nt
Organism: Pyrus x bretschneideri (Chinese white pear)
Lineage: Eukaryota; Viridiplantae; Streptophyta; Magnoliopsida; Rosales; Rosaceae
Product: major strawberry allergen Fra a 1-3-like
Exons: 2
Coding region: 1-375 (124 amino acids)
Biological process (GO): abscisic acid-activated signaling pathway; defense response
Cellular component (GO): nucleus; cytoplasm
Molecular function (GO): signaling receptor activity; protein phosphatase inhibitor activity; abscisic acid binding
Source: RefSeq, a predicted model, not a curated record